Molecule: messenger RNA, 1526 nt
Organism: Cornus florida
Lineage: Eukaryota; Viridiplantae; Streptophyta; Magnoliopsida; Cornales; Cornaceae
Product: cold and drought-regulated protein CORA-like
Exons: 5
Coding region: 515-1264 (249 amino acids)
Source: RefSeq, a predicted model, not a curated record
GUAGACCAAGUUAGACUAAUAUUAAGACAAUGACAUAAGCUAUAAACCACAUAUAUAGCAGAAAUAUUUGACCACCUACUAACAAAAUGCAUGGCAUGAGGUAGCUCUCAUUUGGAGUAAUCUCAAUUUUUUAUUUUUAUUUUUUUUCCCGCUAUUUUUGAGGUGUCUCUAGUUUCAGUUGCCAGAUGCCACCAUUCCAUGUCCCAUUGUAGCCCAAGUUCCUCCACCUGGCUUUGUGUUGAAUCAAUCUACAUCCUUGUUUGUGUUGAUCAUGAAAUAUGAUAAGAUUUUGAUGAAAUGUGUAUGAAAAGCCAAAAAACCUUCAACAAACAACCACACCCUAAACAAUAUAGGACACAACCCUAUUUAGUAAUCUUACGUCCUACACUUUUGGGGACUCUUUCUCUCAUACUAUCUCUAAAUCCUCCUCUCCCCCUAUAUAUAGAGGUCAAGUGAAGGGCUAGUAUUUCCAUCCCUCAGCUGAAAAAAAAAAGGUACUUUCUAGUGAGAGAAAAUGAGUUCCAAGGCUUUUAUAUUAGUAUUCCUUUGUGUUCUGUUUGCAGCCAGUCUUCUCAUCUCUUCAACUGCAGCAGAAGAGACAUCCCAAGACGUGAAAAAAACGGAGGAAACAAAUGGAGCAGAUACUCGCUGCAAAUACGGCUGCUGCGGCGGUUAUAGUAAAUAUGGCGGAUGCGGAAAGUGCUGCAGUGAUGCCAAUGAGGCUCAAGCUUUCGCUGCCCAAACCACAUCUGUGCCUGAAAAAGCGGAGGAGGAAACAGAUCAAAUAGGUGGAGGUAGGUGCAGAUACGGCUGCUGUGGCGGUUACAGAAAAUACGGGGGAUGCAGUAAGUGCUGCAGUAACGCCAAUGAGGCUCAAACUUUCACUGCCCAAACUGAAUCCAUGCCUGAAAAAGAGGAUGCCGUGAAAGAAACCGAUCAUUAUCAUUAUGGGGACCAUUGCUACUACGGCUGCUGUGGUGGUUGGGGCUACUAUGGAUGCAAGCAGUGCUGCAAAAAUGCUGCUGAGGCAGCUGAUCAUGAAACAAAUGAGCAGAUAGAUGAUGCAAAGUAUGGCGGCGGAUACGGUGGAGGACGUGGCGGCGGUUAUGGAGGAGGACGUGGCGGUGGCGGUGGUUAUGGAGGAGGACGUGGCGGUGGCGGUGGUUAUGGAAGAGGUGGAGGAGGGCGUCACAGAGGUGGACGUUGCCCUGGCUGCUCUGAUGCAGAAGAAGCUGGCAACACAGAAAUGAAAGCCAAGCCUUAAAUCUAGUUCCAUAUGUAACCUAUAUAUAUAUAUAUAUAUAUAUAUGCAUCCAUGCAUAUAUCCAUGUUCAUAAAUAAUAUACAUGGGCUAGAGUAUGAGCAAUACAUGAAUAAGGUGCAGGGGGGUUGUGUGUUCCCACCCAUGCCCCAGGGUUAUAUCCCUAAAUGUUGACUCCAAGUAGACAACUCCAUGUUUGGUUCGAUCUGUCCUUGCAAAUUAAAUUUAGAAGUCCGCUGCAAUAUGAAAUAGUCCUUCACUUUCA